AUGGCCACCACCGCCGAGGAGAGCUCUCCGGUCCCGGCCACGACAGCACCGCAGCAGCCUGACUUUGAACCUAGCGUAGAACCCGGCUCAGCAGCAAAACCUGAGCCCAGCGAUGCUCAAGCGCCGUCCCAGCGUGACAGGGAGGAAGAGGAGGAUGAGGAGGAGGAGGAAGGGGCAGGAAGCUCAGGACCGGGGCAGCAGAACGCAAGAGGGCAGAGCUCGGACCCGGAAUGGGUGGAGGAGAGGUUCCGGAUCGACAGGAAGAAGCUGGAGAACAUGCUGUACGCUCCACAACAUGGUGACGGUGUGACAGGGGAGGAGUUUUUUGAGAGAGUGAUGAGAGAAACUGACACUCAGGUGAAAUGGCCUUCCAAGCUGAAGAUUGGAGCCAAGUCAAAGAAAGACCCCCAUGUUAAGGUGGAGGGGAAGAAAGCCAAUGUUUUGGAAGCCAAAAAGAUGAUACUGGAGGUGCUAGAAACAAAGGUGAACAAGGUGACCCUGAAGAUGGACGUGGCCUACACCGAGCACUCCCAUGUGAUUGGGAAAGGCGGUGGGAACAUCAAAAAGGUGAUGGAGGUCACGUCCUGUCACAUUCACUUCCCAGACUCCAACCGCCACAAUGCCACGGGGGAGAAAAGCAACCAGGUCUCCAUUGCUGGGCCAAUUGAAGGAGUGGAGGCGGCCAGGAAGAGGAUAAGAGACCUGCAGCCGCUGGCCUUGACCUUUGACCUCCCAGUCAGCCUUGUGCCCCAGGCCCUGCCAGAUGCGGGCUCCCCGCUCAUCCAGCAGGUAGUGCAGGCUUUAGGGGUCAGCGUGAGCUUCAGGGCCCUGCCGCUCCAGCCUCAGGCACAGCCUCCGUUCUACGGCAGCUGUUGCACCGUGCGGGGCCUGCAGGGCAACGCCGCCGCUGUCAAGAAGGCAGUGUGCAUACUGAUGGAGCUGCUGCUGGGGUCAGAGGUCGGCGGUCAGGCAGCAGGGGUCAUAGUGAGCAGCCAGCUGGACAUCACCUCCCAGCAGCACCUCUUCCUACUGGGGCAGAACGGAGCUCACUUCCUGGGUGUCAUGCACCAGACGCAGACCCAGAUCGUCCUGCCGGAUCUCAGCGCUCCGCAGAACCCCCCCUCGCUGCUCAUCCAGGGCAGCCCCGAUGGAGUGUGUCUGGCCAGGCAGCAGCUCAUGGACUGCCUGCCUGUGUGUCUAAUGUUUGACAUGCGUGAGGAUGGUGAAGCAGAUCCUCGUAAACUGGCUCAGAUGAUGCAAAACCUGGGAGUCUUCAUUAGUGUCAAGCCAAAAGUCAAGCAGACCAGCAAGUCCGCGGUGGUGAAGGGCCUGGAAAGGAAUAUCUCCAGUCUGUAUGAAGCCCGCCGUCUGCUCCUGGGCCUGGAUUCCUGUGAGACUGCCAAGGUAACCAAGAUGACCCCCGACCCCGUGCUAGCUGGCAGCGGGCUGACCAGCUAUUGGUUCAACAUGUUGCUGCAGCAGCUUCGCCUCUCUGAGCAGGGCUCUGCUUCCGUUCCCCCUCCUGAGGCGAUGAUUGGAUGUAACAGUCAGACUAAGCCCCGCCCCUCGCCUCCGCCAGGGCUGCUCCCUCCCGCUGACGAGGGGAAGGUGGGACCAAAGGGGAGCGACAGCCGACUGCUGGAGAAGAUUCCUGAGAACGAGGACCAGUCUGGCCAAUCAGAGGACGAGAGCCCUGGGCCCGUAGUGAUGACAUCAUCAGAGCUGUGCGAGGCAGUGAGCAGCAGCUGUAGGGCUGGGCUGAUGAGCCGGAGGGGGAGUCUGCAGGGUCCCGAGCUCAGCAGAGUUUUCAGCCAGGGCAGACGUCACUCCACAGGGCAGGCCCUGACACACAGAUUACUGAACGGAGAGAUUGAGGGAGGGAGGAGCGAGAGGAGGAACAGCCUGAGGAGAGAGGUACCGCUGGUACGGGAUGCUCUCGACUCUGACUCAUCCAAGGCCGAGGAUUACGACUAUGAGAGGAAGAAGCUGCUGGCAACCCGAGCCAUGCAGAGGAAGCCAGUGGUGACAGAGGUGCGGACGCCCACAGACACAUGGAGUGGCCUCGGCUUCUCCAAGUCCAUGCCAGCUGAGGCGGUCAAAGAGCUCCGCAACAUCAGCCGACGCAGCUACAAACCCUACUUGAGCAACAGCAGCAGCCAGCAACAGUCAUGGGCUGCUCAGGCUGGGAAGGACAGAGCGUGUAACGGCAGCAACUCGGACAACUGGAGGGACAGAAGGGGCUCCGCAUCUUCAUCCUCACCUGUGUCCUCCUCCUCGUCCUCCCCUUCCUCCCCACCCUCCACCUUCUCUUCGUCCCUGUCGUCCUCUGCCUCCUGCUUCCCUGUGUUUGCGUCCUCGACGAACAGAAGCAGAAGUGACAAACCCUUGGAGAGCUUCCUGAACAGCGGUUGCUACUUUGAAGGUGUUUCCACAUCCAGAAGGGCAUCGACCUGCAGCCAGCGGAGCCCCUCACCCCAAAUCACAGACGACCUGCCUGAGCUGCUCAUCCAGCUGGGCUUGGGGAAAUACACAGAUGUGUUUGAGCAACAGGAGAUUGACUACCAGACAUUCCUCACUCUGUCUGAUGAAGAUCUGAAAGAGGUGGGUGUCUCCACCUUUGGGGCCAGACGCAAGAUGUUACUGGCAAUCUCAGACCUGAACAAAAGCAAGAGGAGGCUGUCAGACACACCCACUGUGAAGCCUGGAUACCUGGAGGGUGGGGCCAGCGGCAGACUUCCACGAAUCAUGGAUGUAGAAGCAGCCGCUCAGAGUAACCGUUGGUGA
This is a messenger RNA of Myripristis murdjan (pinecone soldierfish), 2784 nucleotides long. It is a transcript of the gene bicc2, whose product is annotated as bicaudal C homolog 2. Gene Ontology annotation, cellular component: cytoplasm. Gene Ontology annotation, molecular function: RNA binding; protein binding. Bases 1 to 2784 code for a protein of 927 amino acids. The transcript has 19 exons. Lineage: Eukaryota; Metazoa; Chordata; Actinopteri; Holocentriformes; Holocentridae. The record is from RefSeq and is a predicted model, not a curated record.